Messenger RNA from Closterium sp. Yama58-4, 1596 nucleotides. Lineage: Eukaryota; Viridiplantae; Streptophyta; Zygnematophyceae; Desmidiales; Closteriaceae. The record is from the annotation of a GenBank genome assembly.
AUGUAUGCGAUGUCUAUUAGUGGAGAGGGUGCCCAGUACCUGCGUGUUCCGCCCGACCCGGGCAUUCAGGCCAGCCCAGCUGCUGCUCUAGGUGCUAGUGUGUCUGCUCCCACAGGUCCUGCUGCAGCAGCUGCCCUAGGUGCUAGUGCGUCUGUGCCCCCUGGUACUGAGUCGACUGCAGCACUGCACACCUUCACACUGGACUCAGGUGCUUCUCGCUCUUUCUUUCGUGACCGCACUGUCCUUGAGCCACUAGCUCGGCCGGUUGCUGUCUCUCUUGCUGACCCCUCUGGGGGUCCGGUCAUUGCGACCUCCUCCACUACACUUCCGUGUCCAGCGGUUCCGUCCGGCACGCUCUCAGGUCUCUACCUCCCCUCGUUCUCUACGAACUUGGUGGCGGGCUGUGCUCUGCAGGACGGGGGUGUUCACCAGUUCACCCCUGCCUACGAGCGUGUGACACAUUGCACGUGUGCUCGGACGGGCCGCCACCUGGCUACUUUCACUCGGGAGCCGGGGUCGGACCUGUACACACUGACCACUGAGUCCCCUCAGGUAGCUGCGUCUGCGUUGGCGUCUGCGUCAGGUCAGCUGUCCGCCCCCUGCUCAUGUCGCUCUCUGGCGCAUGAGACUGUCCUCUGGCACCACCGCCUUGGUCACCCGUCUGUGCAGCGCCUUCGGGCCAUGCACAAACGGGACCUUGUUGCUGGUCUUCCCAGGGUGCUCCCUCCCCUUCCCGCCUCCCCUGCUCCUGACUGCAUUCCCUGUGUCGAGGGGCGGCAGCGCGCCGCUCCUCACUCCUCCUCCUUUCCCCCGACGACUGCUCCCUUGCAGACGCUCCACAUGGACGUGUGGGGCCCAGCCCGCAUCCGUGGUCAGGGUCAGGAGAGGUACUUCCUGAUAGUUGUUGACGACUACUCGCGCUACACCACGGUCUUCCCCUUGCGCGCCAAGGGUGACGUCCCUGGUGUUUUGAUCCCCUGGAUCAGCCGAGCCCGUCUCCAGCUAGGCAAGCGCUUUCACUCGGACUUUCCUGUCCUGCGCUUGCACUCUGACAGAGGUGGUGAGUUCGCCUCCGACCUCUUGGCAGCCUACUGUGCUGAGCACGGCAUUGAGCAGUCGUUCACGCUUCCGGCCUCUCCACAGCAGAAUGGGGUCGCUGAGCGCCGCAUUGGCUUGGUCAUGGAGGUCGCUCGUACCUCCCUGACCCAUGCGGCUGCUCCCCACUUUCUGUGGCCGUUUGCGGUCCGGUACGCAGCGCAUCAGCUCAACCUCUGGCCCCGUGUCUCCUUCCCGGAGACUUCCCCGACUCUACGGUGGACGGGAGAGGUUGGCGAUGCGUCGCGUUUCCGGGUCUGGGGAUCUCGAGCUUUUGUCCGCGACACGUCCGCGGACAAGCUCUCGCGUCGCGCUGUUCCCUGUGUCUUUCUUGGCUUUGUUCCCGACGCGCCUGGAUGGCAGUUUUACCACGUCACCUCGCGCCGGGUUCUGGCCUCUCAGGACGUCACUUUUGACGAGUCCGUCCCCUUCUACCGCCUCUUCCCCUACCGCACUGCCCCGCUCCCCCCCCCCGCCUCUCUUCCUCGCUCCAGGUGCUGA